Leptosia nina is the source of this 456-nucleotide messenger RNA. The record is from the annotation of a GenBank genome assembly. NCBI's taxonomy places the organism in Eukaryota, Metazoa, Arthropoda, Insecta, Lepidoptera, Pieridae.
AUGGCUGAUGAAGAAGUUGGAGAAGAAGAAACAGAAAUCCAAGAAGCAGGAGGUGACAGUGAAGCUGCCGUCACACCUGUUGAGACUGAAAAGCCUCUUGCACCACCUAAAUAUGAAGUGCGGCCUGGCCUUGGAGACAAGUUUCAAGCUCAAAACGUACGCGACAUCAUUGUGUCGACAAUGCAAGAGCAGCUACUAGGAAGGCAAUAUCGUUCAGACCAAGCUCCUCGUUGGGCUAAAGUUAUCGCAAAUGCAGUGAGACAGCGCGUACAAGAGCUUGAAAUGAAGAGAUACAAAAUAAUAGUACAGACAACUGUACUGGAACUUAAAGGCGCUGGAGUGAAAUGUGGACAGCGGUGUAUCUGGGACCCUGAGACUGAUGAUUAUGUGGACGACUUGUAUAGGAACGAUACAAUAUAUUGCUAUACCAUUGUCUAUGGCGUGUACUUGUACUGA